Oncorhynchus tshawytscha (Chinook salmon) is the source of this 6073-nucleotide messenger RNA. It is a transcript of the gene mst1rb, whose product is annotated as macrophage stimulating 1 receptor b. Bases 405 to 4541 code for a protein of 1378 amino acids. Gene Ontology annotation, biological process: positive regulation of kinase activity; phagocytosis; protein phosphorylation. The record is from RefSeq and is a predicted model, not a curated record. Gene Ontology annotation, molecular function: ATP binding; protein binding; transmembrane receptor protein tyrosine kinase activity. Lineage: Eukaryota; Metazoa; Chordata; Actinopteri; Salmoniformes; Salmonidae. The transcript is spliced from 21 exons. Gene Ontology annotation, cellular component: signaling receptor complex; membrane.
AGAGGAGGGGCGUGCGUUCGCUCAUUUUAGGAGUACUGCAUGUCGUCUGUGGUUCAACUUGUGCAUGGAAUUAUUAAGAACUGUUUACAUUUUUGAAUAUACUUUUUUGAAUAGGGUAGGCUAUAUUAUUUGGGAAAAUUCAGGCUCAUGUAACGCUGUAUUAGAAUCAAUAGGCCUAUCGGUGGAGUGAAAAAGUAGGCUUACAUGUUCAAGUCCGCGCGCCGUCAAGAGUUUGGCAAUGCAGUCAGAGCCAAAUGAGAGAUUCGUGAUCUAUUUCCAUUAGCUCAAACAGUCUCCUCAGAGAUCUGCAGCUGGUCUCAAUAAGGAUGACAUUGUCCAACAAUCAGACCUGGAGGUAACCCAAAGACGUCAGUGCUUCCUUCUCUCUGUGUCCCAGUUUGGAGAUGGUCCACUGGGCCACCCAGUGGUUGACAUGUGUCUGGCUCCAGACUAUCCUGGCCUCCGCGUUGGACACCUGUCCCUCCACAGCCCCUAGCCCUGUCAACUUCUCUGUGGCCUACACCAUGCCCUUCUUCCAAACAAAAAGCCCCAUCCAAAACAUAGUGACCAACUCAAUGUACCAGGAAGUGUAUGUUGCAUCUCAGAAUGUGGUCGAAGCUGUGAACAUGAGUUUGGAGAAGGUGUGGGAGCUUCCUACAGGCCCUGUGGGCAGCCCUGAGUGUAAGAUUUGCAAUUUGUGUGAUGUUGACAAGGAUCCCAACUUCCUAGAGAACACUGACAAUGAGGUAUUGUUGUUGGAUACGUUCUUUAUGUAUUUAUAUUCUUGUGGGAGUUCUCAAUAUGGUGUGUGCCAUUUUCACCAACUUAAGACAGAUGGACAAGCACCCAAUAAGAAUUCUUCAAAAUGUUUAUUCAGAAAAGAAUCUAACUCUGCUGCCUAUUGCCCUGACUGCCUUGCCAGCCCGCUGGGCACCAAAGUCACCAUGGUGGAGGAGGGGCAGACUGUAUACUUUUUUGUGGCUGCCACUGUCAACGAAAGUGUUACACAGAGAUAUGGCAGGAAGUCCAUAUCAGUGCGCCGACCAUUGGCAACAGAAGAUGGGUUCUACAGCGAUGUGCGGGGACUGACCGUUCUGCCUAACCUGCGCAGGACCUACAACAUUGAGUAUGUCUACAGCUUCUUCACCCAGGAGUUUGUCUACUUCCUGUCCGUCCAGAGAGAGAGCCCUGACCAGGAGUUCUCCCCGUUUCAGACUAGGCUGGGCCGCCUGCCGAGGAGCGAGUGGGAGAUGAGAAGGUAUCGGGAGGUGGUUCUGGAGUGCCGUUUCGAACCCAAGCGGAGGAGGAGGAGGAACACGGUGAGCGGGAGCGAGGCCUUUAAGGAUGUGGUUUACAAUGUGGUGCAGGCAGCCCACUUUGGGAAGGCAGGCAGGGAGCUGGCAGAUGAACUAGGGGCAGAGGAAGAGGAUGACAUCCUGUAUGGAGUGUUCGCUGUCACAGAUGACAACGGGGUCACAGAGCACGACUCAGCCCUCUGUGCCUUUCCCAUGGACAACGUGAACAAGGCUAUCGAUGACGGGGUGGAUGACUGCUGUAAGUCCGGCCCAGAGCAGCUGUCCCGGGGACUGUGCCACUUCCAGGCCUGCGAGAGCUGUCCUCAUGAGAGCAUGGAGAACAACGCCACCUGCAGGGACCACCCCAGCAUGGUGUCUAAGCCUUAUUACAGAGUGGACCUCUUCAACAAGCAGAUGAAUGAUGUCCUGCUCACCUCACUGCUGGUCACCACCAUUGAGAACAAGACCGUGGCACACAUUGGCACCUCCACUGGACGGCUCCUGCAGCUUGUUUUGAGAAGAUCAAGCCCUACUAUCUUUGCUAAUUACACCUUGGUAGAGAACCAGAGGGUCUCCUCCAUUGCUGCUGUGUACUCGUCAGAAUCUCUACUCUUUGUGGUUGGAGACAAGGUGAUCCAGGUGCCUCAGAGGGGGCCAGGCUGCCAGCACUUCAUGACCUGUGCAAUGUGCCUGAUGGCCCCUGAGUUCAUGGGCUGUGGCUGGUGCUCUGGAGUGUGCUCUUGGAAGGAGGAGUGCAGUGGCCGCUGGAGGAAUGAGUCUUGCCCCCCUGGUAUCACCGGGUUCUUCCCCAAGAUGGCUCCCCCUGAUGGUCAGUCAGAGCUGACUCUGUGUGGCUGGGAGUUCCAGUCUCCCCUGAGGCCUGCCAUCAGCUCCAGAACCCACCUGGUCAGACUGGGACAGACAGCCUGUGCUGUGCUGCCACUGAAGAGCAACAACACACACCUGGUGUGUAAGAUUCACUCUGGGACCAUUGAGCUGUCCAAACCAGUUAACAUCACUGUAAAGGUGCAAGAGGGGAAGGUGGAGGGCCGCUACUCCAUCGACGGGAACGCGGAGAUGCCAGGAUUUACCUUUGUGAUUCCCAACAUCACAGAGAUCCAGCCCAACUACGGGCCUCGUGUUGGGGGAACUCUGAUCACUGUGACUGGGCCUCACCUGGACGCUGGGAAGACCAGAAGGGUCACUCUGAAUGGAGAGCCCUGCCCAAUCACCAGUGUCACAGCGCCCAGAGGGAACAUGUCCUCCAUCAUCUGUCUGUCUCAGCCCAUCUCGGAGGUGAGGGACGUCCCCCUCAGUGUGUUCAUAGACAAGUCCCCCGUCCUCACCACCAAGGUCUUCUACUACAAAGAGAACCCCGAGGUCACAGCCGUCCUCCCAGACUGUAGUUUUGACAGGGGGUCAAAGAUAAUCAUUGAGGGGAAGAACUUGGACUCUGUAUACAGGACCAUCAUCCGCUUUAGGCCCAAUGAGAGCCACCUGAAGCCUGUCACCAGAGAGUGCAAAGGCAAGUCGUUGCCCACACGGAUGGAGUGCAUAACCCCUGCUUUCCCCCGGGAAGAGACAGAGGAAGGGGAGCUCUCCUUUGAUAUGGAUGGAGCUGUUGGACUGUGGAAUGGAGAGUUCUCCUACCACCCCUAUGGCGAGCCAAUACCCUUUGAAACUGACGGCCAUGUACUUAGGCUGUAUGCUGGACAAGAUGAAGUGUCACUACAUCACCAGAAACUGAAUCUUGUGAGUUCCUGCAUGACAAUCACUAUGACAGUGGGAGGAGUGGAUUGUGACGCGAAAGUUCUGGACAAUGAAAUCACCUGCAGGAUCCCUAGAAACGUAACCAUCAGUGGACUGCCUGUGAAGAUUUCCAUCAAUGGGCAGGUUCACAACGUUGGGACAGUGGUCCUGGUCAGUAACCACUACAUGGUGGGCAUCGUACUGGGGAUACUGGGGGCCCUGGUGGCGGGGGCCGUGCUGGCCUUCGUAGUCAUGAAGCACCUGAGGAAGCAGAAGAAAGCCUCUCAGGUGGAGACCCGUUUGGCUCAUAACCACAACCGCCCCGGCAGCAGUAGUGUGGAACUGUCACCUGUAGGGGACUACAGAAGAGUAGUCCUGCCUCAGAGGCCAAGUUUGGCUCUGGGAAGCACAGUGGUGUUCCCCAGCCCGGCCUAUGCUGCAGGCAGCAUGGACCCCACCCUCACCCCCCUCAUGCCCCCUGAGAAGAUCUCCAUCUCCAGCUUUAGACCAGAGCUCCUGGAGGAGGUGAAGGACGUGCUGAUCCCAGCAGACAUGCUCAUCGUCCAGCACCACCAGAUUAUCGGCAAGGGUCAUUUUGGCACAGUUUACCAUGGCUACUUCACAGACCAUAACAACAGAGAAAUCCACUGUGCAGUCAAGUCAUUGAACAGGAUAACAGAUGUAGAAGAGGUAGAGCAGUUUCUAAAGGAGGGCAUCUUGAUGAAGGGGUUCCAUCACACCAAUGUUCUCUCUCUGCUGGGCAUCCUGUUGCCUCAGGAGGGGCUCCCCCUGGUGGUACUACCUUAUAUGAAGCACGGGGACCUCCGCCACUUCAUACGCUGUGAGAAAAGGAACCCCACGGUGAAAGACCUGAUUGGCUUUGGGCUUCAGGUUGCCAAGGGGAUGGAGUACUUAGCACAUAUGAAGUUUGUGCACAGAGACCUCGCAGCACGCAACUGCAUGCUGGAUGAGUCGUACACAGUGAAGGUGGCAGACUUCGGCAUGGCCAGGGAUGUGUUCGAUAAGGAGUACUACAGUGUUCAGGACCACAGGAAGGCCAAGCUACCAGUCAAGUGGAUGGCCAUUGAGAGCCUACAGACACAGAAAUUCACUGCCAAGUCAGACGUAUGGUCCUUUGGGGUGUUGAUAUGGGAGAUGUUAACCAGAGGAGCAAGCCCCUACCCAGAGGUGGACCCCUAUGACAUCACACAUUACCUGCUGAAAGGCAGGAGACUCCCCCAACCACAAUUCUGUCCUGACCCUUUGUAUGCCAUCAUGCUGCAGUGCUGGGACCCAGACCCAGAGAUGAGACCCAGCUUCGCAACGCUGGUGUCUGCUGUCCUGACCAUCCUGUCUGGCCUUGAGGGGGAGCACUACAUCAGCCUCAAGGUCACCUACGUCAAUCUGGACCAGCCACGCCCCUACCCUGCCCUCACAGAGUCCGCAGAUGAGUGUGAUUCCUCAGACACUGAAGACACACGCUCAAUGUCCUCCUGAUGUCACAUCAGGACAGGUACAUGUAAUACAGUAUGGCUUGGUGCUAUGAGCACAAGGGGCUCAGUUAGAAAGUCAAACUAAAGGUCGUCGGUUAUCCUGGAGAAAAUGACUUGUCUUUUACUACCUAGUGUUGAAAGUGUAGGGACUUGAAUGGUCCUCCCCCAUUCACAUUAUAGUAUAUUACCUGAGAAAGCUUUUGGUAAAUAAUAACGGAUGUAAUGUCUAUAUGUUUUCUCUUAAUUUUUUUGAGAUGUAGUAAUUAUACUGUAUAUUUUGGAUCAUAAUUUUACCAAACAAAAUGUACCCUAAUGUUUUAACAGUGAUCUGUUAUUAUUCUGUUACUUUUAUUUCAUGCACAAUGUGUUUUAGAUAGUGUAAUAAAUUAACAUAUUUAUUUGUAAAUAUACUCUUGUUCCUGUGAGAUUUGAGAAAAAGGCUCAUUUAUGUAAAAUUCCAAUAUGAUAAGAUAUUAAUUUAUGUAAUUUAAGUUUUAACAUUUUCUACAUUAGCUUCUUCCCAUGUGGUGGUUUCACCCAUCGUCACUCCACACUUACAGUAGAUCAGAGACAACUGACACUUGUGUAAACUGUCACUGGUAAAUAUGCAGCUGGGAUAUGCAAAAAACACAUUUCCAAUUCACACGUGUAUAAUUAAACAUGUACAUGUGUGAAAUAGGACAAAUAUAAGCACCCACCAAAUUAUAUAUAUUUUUUAAUGAGUCCAUCAGGAUAUUAUUACUGUCAUUGAGAAAGGCUUCCACUAGAGGCCAGUGUUCUACUAUAUUUAUGGAACGCUGGAGAAAUAUGGAGAAAAUUCAGCACUACUAAUAUGUGAAUCACGUUAUAUGAACACCAUAAAGUAACAUAGAAAUAACUCACUGAAAAACAUGUAGUAAUGGUGUACAUACCAUAUGGAUAAUAUCCUUUCCAUACUUUAAAAUUGCAUAUCUAUCUGUCUUUGUGAGUGCACACAGUGGUCAUUAAGCCAAUUAGAUUUGGCUGUUGUCAUGAAUUAAUAGGAAGAACAACCAUAAAACACCCAUCCAAAGAUGAGCUGUAUUUCUGUGGAAAGUAGCAACAAAUGUCACACAACAGUCCUGCUUCUUGCACACAAAAGGAAUCCAAGACAAAUAAAGAGGGAAAUUAACAAAAAAAUCAAUGUUUUUUCCAAGCUACAUAAGAACAAAAGUGAAUUCCCAGAUGGCGGGACAUUUGAUUAUUUCUAAGAAAAGCGCACAUUGUAAAAAAUGUGCCUGGGUGCCGGGGAGGGUAACACCCAGUAGGGCAGAACCAUGGGUUUUACAGGAGAAGGAGGGGGUGAAGAAUCUCUGUCUCUCUCCACCACACUGCCUGCCUGUCUGUGUGCUAAUGCUGCAGCCACUGUGAAACCUGGCUUCAACACACCCAACUUAACCUGCAUGCCUCUCCUUUUGAUCUUUAUCUGACUGAGAACCUCUGUAGGUUCAAUGCUGGGUCUCUUAUCAUACAGUGAUUCUUCUCUCCAUGUGCAGGCAAUACACAUCCAAUAAAUAU